Vicia villosa (hairy vetch) is the source of this 2099-nucleotide messenger RNA. RefSeq lists its product as uncharacterized. The coding region runs from base 137 to 1390 and encodes 417 amino acids. The record is from RefSeq and is a predicted model, not a curated record. Lineage: Eukaryota; Viridiplantae; Streptophyta; Magnoliopsida; Fabales; Fabaceae. The transcript is spliced from 2 exons.
ACCAAAAGUAAAACCUAAACCCCCAACUCUACCUCCCCUGCGCGCGGCCACUCCGCCCCGUGCCGCUCCGUCUCUUCCUUCUCCGCCUCCUCGCUUAUCGCCGUCGCUGCAUUAUCGCCUUCUUUCUAAGGUAGUAAUGGCCUGUAGAAUUUGGGAGCUGCUUUACGGUGGGAAACAUUUUAGAACCAACAAAUCAGCAGCUCUCUUUAUGAACUCAAUGCUUUAUCACUCUUCACAAGAUGUUUACGACAUGCAAUGGUAUCAGAAUGAGUUUCCAAAGAUGAUAAAGUUGACUCGAUUGCUUGCAAAUGUGGAUACGAUUAAUGGAAGACUUGUUGAUGUAAAUAGUAAUUCAGCCAUUUUUGAUGAUCAAAUCGAUCAUGAAAUGCGUACAUUCAAGUCUCUUGUCCGAGUGUUUAUUGGGUCUCCGUUUGUUCAGAAAAAUAUGAGAUCUAUUUUAACCUCCACCACAAAUACACAACAUGAUACAUUUAUCCCUUUCAGUAAAACAACCGAAAGAGAAUCUAUGGUGGUUGAUUCGUUGACUAAGGUGAGUAAUUUUCUCAAUGUUUCUGCUCAACAGAGGAAGGUGGUCCGUUUCAAAGUAUGCCCGCAGGUUACCCAGCACCAUAUAUGGACUGGUGCACUUAAAGAAACUCUGAAUAAUUUUGCAGUUGAUUUGGAUUCUUUGGCUUCUCAGGGAUUGGAAGAAGGUGCUAUAUUGGGUCAGCAAAUUAUUCACAGCUGCUUGAAAUUUCUGACAGAAACUUCCAGUUUUUCUGAUGCCGACUCAUCUUCAUGGAUGAAGUUUACACCUACAAAAAUUGUUACUUCUUCUGAUUCCCAGAAAUGGGAAGAUGUUCUUGCAAUGUUCAAUGACCUGAUUAAAUGCUGUAAAAGUGAAACAAGAUUAAAGCCUCAUGUGGCUAAGGUUGAGGUCAUGAAGGAGGGGCUCUUACAUAUCAAGGAUAUUAUGAUUGAUAACAGUAUUGCAUACAAGGAUGCUCGAUAUCUCCAAAACCUAGUGCAGAAGAAGCUUUCCAAAACGUUGGGCCACUCAUCUGGUUGCUUAUUCUCUUUAUUACAGUAUUACCUCUAUGGAAGAGUUACAGAUAUUGAUGUAGACUUGUGUGGUGGGAUUUAUAAAAAUGGAAAUGAUAGCAGGUUUUGCUUGUUUAUGGGGAGAAUUUUGACUUCAGAUAGUGAGAGGAUGGUUGGGCGUGGUGUGAAGCAGUUGGAUCGUGCACUUGGACUUUUCAAGUUUGUAUGGGAAACAGCUGGAUUGGAAGGCCAUUUGGAUUUGCAAGGCCAUUUAUGGUGUGUUGGAGCAAACAGUAGGAUGCUUAGAUAUAGAGGAAACGUGUAUUUUGUGCAUGGCGUUUGCCUUUGAUUAGAGAUGGCAUUGCAAUACCAUCUGUUUUUGUACUGUGUAUUGAAUUAAUCUUCAGUUAGUGAUACCAAUACUUAAAUUCAGGAUGUGUUCUGGUGCUUCAUUUGAUAAUAGUUUUCUCAAAUAAUCAAAUGUUUGCUCUCCUGGUUUUUGUAGAAACUACGUAACAAACGUGGUUGUCAUAGACAAAAGGGGUGAUCAGGUGAUGUGAAAUUGGAUAAAGUAUUUUGGCAACAGAAGCAAUAGAAAUUUAUUCCUUAAUUUUUAUAUGAUGUUUCUACUUCAAUCCCCUGUGUAUUCUCUUUUUGUUUUUAUCUAUAUGCUCUUGACUUUUGUUUUUAUUGACUUAAUAUUUAUGCUGUAAACGGAUGGUAAUUGCAUGUCGAGACCAUAACUUUAUUAAUCAAGAAAGUCUUCAAUUUUGAUUUGAUUGUUUUGAAUUUUUUGGGAGCAUUUAUCUAUAUUAUAAAUUGUGAACGUUUAUCCAUAAUCUUCAGUAUAGUGGACAUUUUUUGGGGUUCGCUGCUCCAUAUUGCUACCGGGGACAGACAAGUCUCAAAUGGUAUUCAUAGUUUUGAUAUAGAUAGCAGCCAUCAACACUUACUUUUUCUUGAUUGGCUGCUCCAUGUUACACUGUCUAGGAGUGACAACUAUGCUCAACACACAGUAGUUUUCUCUAUGUAGUUUCAUUCAUAAAGCUUCUAUAAAC